GGGAAGCGUCCUACCAGACGACAAGGAAAUGAAAUAUUUGUUUGGGAAUUCCGUCAGUACCACCACAUUGGAGCUUCAGUCAUAGAGAAGCGGAGUUUGGAUAUACGAAAACGUGCUAGGCUAUGACACGCCGAUACGCCUAAGGGUGUUUGUUUAGGCUACCUAGCGCACGCUUUUAUCAAUGACAAUAGCCUCGCUGCGGCGUUGCAGAGACAACGGCGUGCUAUUUGGAGGGUGUUUUACAAGGUUAUAAAUCGAAGGUGACAUAAACCAGAGUGUGUGAGAACCAGCCGAGACUCCAACGGGAUUCGCGAGUCUCUCUGUGUAUUUUAACCUGUAAGGUAUGUUUUAUUGACAAACAACAGAGUGUCUACAGUGUGACAAGCUUACACUGGUACCGGUGGGAGAAGAAAGUUACCGCCCAUUACCCAUUGGAGUUUUUUCAACGGACAUAACGUCGGCCACUGACCUCUUGCAUGUUAUACUAGUCUGCACUCUGCCACAGCAGCCAGCAACCCACAGACGCUUGCUUGGAUUUUAUGUUGGUGUGUGUUGUACAUGAAAAUCACUCGGAUGAAUCUGCAGAAGCUCAGCCUAUGGACUUUUGCGUAGGGAUUUAAACAUCGUCUUCACUUGCACGAGAGAAACAUCCCAACGCGCACGAAUUGCAUUUUAUGACCGAGUUUUCCUUUUAAUUGUCAUCCUCAAAGUGGCAACAGCUGAGGCGGUCGUGAAAGUGAAAAUGGGCUGGGCCGCCUAGUUCUCUUUGUGGGGGCAUCAUCUUUUAUGUGACAGAGCGCAGAGAUUUCUGAAGGUGAUAGCGCUGAGAAGCAUCGCCCGUGGUCGCUCUCGCUGACUGCAGCCGGAGCACCCCGAGUAAAAAAGUCGCUGCUUCCUCUGCAGGAUAGCGACCGUAUGCGUUGGAUUACAAGAGCGGAUUCCGUGCCUCACGAUUUAAGCUUGCUAUCUGUACUCUCUGAACUGAGCUAAUUUUGUCUUUGCGUAGGCUCAUACGCUAUCCUACGGACAUUACGAAACCUGCGCCGUGGGUUGCAACACUCCUGGAAAAAAAUGAAAUAUUUUUGUUAACUAUAACAGUCACCGGGGACAUGUUAUAGCUUGGUAGUUGGAAUAGAAUUGUUUUACUACCACGACUACCGAGGCAGCAGAACCGUGUUCGAGGGUCGAACAUUUUCUGUUAUUUUGGAGACUAUAAUUUUCCAGUAUUUUGAGAACGACGAUAUAGCCUACUGCACACAACCGUAAGUCCAUCCAGGUGUGUCCCAAUUAGAUCUCCUACCGGAGUCGCUGGACGUUUGCUCAUUUUGGAAGUUAAGCUGCUGACUGCCGAAGAUGGAUACAACUAUACUGACAGGGGUGAAGAGAGCAAGGGGAACAAGGAUGGGCUUUCAAACGCUUAUGAUGGCGUGUGCGCUCUUAGCGGGGCUGACCCCCGGGUGGACAAAGCGUGUGGUGACCGUGCAGGGUGGUCCAGAUGGUGGUCCGCUGGUGCGUACGGAGGGCUCGCACACCACCAUCUGGUGCAACGUGACGGGCUACAAGGAGGGCAUGGAGCAGGACUUUGAGUGGUCUAUGUACCUGCCAUCGGUGCCCGACCGCGAGAUCCGCAUCGUGAGCACGGGGCAGCCCAACUACGCCUACGCCAUCUUCGCACAGCGCGUCAACAGCAAGGAGAUCUGGGUGGAGCGGCUGAGUGCCGACGCGGCGCUGCUGCACAUCACCAAGCUGGAGGCCAAGGACCAGGGCGUGUUCGAGUGCUACACGCCCAACACCGACGGACAGUUCCUCGGCUCCUACAGCGCCCGCACCAACCUCACCGUCAUCCCGGACACGCUGAUGGUGUCGUCGGCGGCGCAGACCCUAUCCAAGGUGGAGGGCGAGACGCUGCAGCUCACCUGUGAGGUGAGCCGACAGACCAGCCAGCACACUCACCUGGCCGUGGGCUGGUACCUGAAGCCAGCUGAUGACACGGACACGGCGGCGCGGGAUGUGGUGACGCCUCAAGGACUUUUGUGCCCGGCCUCGGCAAAUUUACCGCCAGCCUGUCGCCCGGGCGACCUGCGUCUGGACAAGACUGGUGCGACCAGCUACCGGCUGACCAUCUACCGUUUGCAGCCGGGCCGCACUUCAAGGGCGAAGUUCCAUAUGGUGGCGCCGGAGUGGAUCCAGGACCCUGACCGCUCCUGGUACGCCAUCAGCCGCAAGCAGUCGGACAAGACCUCCGUUAGGGUGCAGCCCACAGUGAGUAGCAACUCUGUCUGUCUCUCUGUCACCCCACUCAAGAGCAACGUCACUGUGUCCCUCUCCAGUAACUCCUCCUUCGACGAGGGCGACCCAGUCAUCCUGACCUGCUCUGUGCAGAACGUGUGGGGCAGCCUCUCCGUGUCCUGGCAGUGGACACCCCCCUCCUCGGGCGAGGAGGCGCCGCCGGGUCCAGAGCCCGUGGAGCUGGCCAGCGUGGCGCGCGACGGUACGGUGCGGCUGGGCCCCACGUACCUGGAACGCGGCAGCUAUGGCGAAGUGCGGGCCACGCGCGAACGCGCCGACACAUACACGCUGUCGCUCUACAACGCCUACCCGACCGACGCCGGACAGUACCGCUGCAUUGUCACCGAGUGGAUACACACGGGGCCCGAGCCCAACAGCACCUGGCAACACCUGGGAGAGCAGUCGGCUGCUAAAGACAUCAGCGUGAAAAGUGUCGAAUCCUCCUUCUUCGUGUCGGCGUCCUCGCGGACGCCCAGCGUGACCUUCGGCGACUCCUUCGACCUGCAGUGCAUCGUCAAGCCACGCCACAACCCCAGCGUGCCGGCCACCGUCACCUGGCGCUUCCGCCCGGCCGAGUCGCGCGGCCCCCUCCGCGACCUGGUGACCUUCACACGGACCGGGACCCUCCGCUGGGGCGAGCAGCCGCCGGGCCUGGGCACGCGCACAACCGUGGACCGCUCGGACACCAACACCAACUUCCGCCUCAGCGUGACACGGGCCGGACGCCACGAGGCCGGUACUUACCACUGCGCUGCCACACUCUACCGCCGCCACUACGACGGCACCUGGACGGAGGUGGCCAACCGCACGUCCAACCUGCUGGGCAUCAGUGUGCUGCAGCCAGUGAGUAAGCUGCGCGUCCACAAGACCAAUCAGAGCCUGCAGCUGUUGGAGGAUGGUCGCGUGCGUCUCAACUGCUCCGUGGCAUCGCAGACCAGCCAGGACUCCCAGUACGCCGUCCAGUGGUACGCCCGCCGGGCGCGGACCGAACCAGAACCUCGGGCAGCGGCGGCGCCGGUCCUGGAGCCCGGCGUGGGUGCGGGCGCGGCCGACCUGGACGAGCUGCUGCUGCAUCAACCCUUCGAGCGCCGCCGAGUACGUCGCGCCCGGAGGAGGGCGGCUACGCCCAGCCCGCUGCAGGCCGAAAGGCCGGCCGGCAUGCAACAACACAGUCUGACGCUGCACCGCGCCGAGACCAGCGACUCGGCCACCUACUACUGUCUGGUGGAGGAGUGGCUGACUGACCCGGACGGCCACUGGUACCGUGUGGCCCGCGAGGCGUCCGGCUUCACCCAUGUGCUGGUCAACAGGCCCGAGGCUCGCCUGCAGGUGGAGGAGGCGGAGUCCAACGUGACGGUGGAAGAGUCCGGCUCCAUCCGGCUGGGCUGCAGCAUCCCCACGCAGUCCACGCGCGACUCCCGCUUCUCCGUCUCCUGGUACGUGGCGAGCUCGGACGACAGCGGCGCUGGCGGCGACCACGAGUGCGUCUUCUCCAUCGGCCACGACGCCGUCUUCGGCAACGGCAACUGCAGCCCCACAGAGCCGCCAGGCCCAGAGUCGCGGCUGCAGUUUGAGCGCACAACCUCCGACCUCUACACUCUGACCAUCCAGAAGGCGCGGGCGGCCGACGCCGGCUCGUACUACUGCCACGUGGAGGAGUGGCUGCUUAACCCACGAGGGGCCUGGUACAGGCUGACCACUAACAACUCGGGCAUCACCAUCGUCAACGUGCUCCAGAAAGCCUCCAGCCUGCAGACGGUGGUGUGCUCCAACGACUCACUCUUCUACUUUGUGUUCUUCUACCCGUUCCCCAUCUUCGGCAUGCUGCUCAUCGCUGUGCUGCUGGUGCGCUACAAGAGCCGCAGCCACAGCAAGAGCCAGGAGGGCAAGAACGGCGCCCCCUUGCUGUGGAUCAAGGAGCCGCACCUCAGCUACUCGCCUACCUGCCUGGACCCUCCGGCCCUCAGUCUCCACCCUGGCUCCGUGGAGUAAGGCCUCCUCGCAUCCCCCAGCCCAAACCCACAGACCCAGGCGUCUGGUGCUGUCUCUCACUCUCUCACUCUGUCUCUCUAUCCCUCUAUUUUGUCUCUAUCUCUCUGACUUUACCUUCACGCCUUCUCUACAUGUCUUUCUCUCUCUCUCGCGCUCUCUAUCGUUUGGCUUGUCCCCAUGACGACACCCCUCCCCAGAGUCUCUCUGUGUCUGGGAUUUCGCCUCCGCUCCUGGCCCGGCCUCUCACCCUCCCUCCGUUGAUCAAUCCCUCUAAACACACGCCAAAACACGAACAUACAGACGUCUAAACACACACCAAAACACGAACAUACAGACGUCUAAACACACACCAAAACACGAACAUACAGACAAACAUGAACACCGCUCUCCAGGUCGUCGCCAUGGCUACAUCAACUGCUGAGGAGAUAUGGUUGUCUGAUGUGGCUGAGUUGAUAAUCUUCUUUUUCCUUUUUCUUUUUAAUAUUUUUGUUCAAGGACCCCCCCCACCCCCCUUGUUCAAUGCCAGCCGAUCUCACACAUUUUGAUGGACAAUCAGCCCCGUGCGUGGCUUAGAUGGGAGGAUAUUUCUCUUGGACCGAACAGUACUGGCGUCAUCCUCCCCUUUGCUCUAACUUUUACUUUCUUCCUCUUUAACCAUGUCUGACUGCAAGUUCUGACUUACAAUUGUUUUCAUGUUUUUUUUUGUAGACAUAUUUUUUUUUUGCUUUGUGAUAUUUUUGGUCGCACUUGUUUCAAAACACUAGCUGACGUAUAUAGUUGCUGGACUAUCUCAGUCUGAAGAAGGAUUAUUCUAGAAGGCAGAAACACUAUGAAUUAAAGACACUGACAGUGAUCUGUGA
Messenger RNA from Alosa alosa (allis shad), 5141 nucleotides. RefSeq names its product immunoglobulin superfamily member 3-like. NCBI's taxonomy places the organism in Eukaryota, Metazoa, Chordata, Actinopteri, Clupeiformes, Clupeidae. The record is from RefSeq and is a predicted model, not a curated record.